Molecule: messenger RNA, 756 nt
Organism: Aspergillus welwitschiae
Lineage: Eukaryota; Fungi; Ascomycota; Eurotiomycetes; Eurotiales; Aspergillaceae
Exons: 1
Coding region: 1-756 (251 amino acids)
Source: RefSeq, a predicted model, not a curated record
AUGGACUUCAUCAAGAACCAUGAGCAUCAGCAUGAGCAAUCGACCAACGACCCAAGGGAAGUUAAAGAGAAGCUAUGCCAGCUUAUGAAAGACAGUCUGCAUACUACAGCAAACGAUCCCGCUGAAGCUGAGAAGCAGGCACAUCAGUUAGGUUCCUCUCCUCCUCUUGACGUUUCUUCCACCAACUCGUCUCCAAGCUCCAACAACGACAACAAAACGGACAAAGAAGGAGACGAGCCGAGGCCCGAAGCAAAGGAAGCAACUGGGUCCAACAACGACCCGUCUCCAGGCCCCAACGAUGACAACAAGACGGACAAAGAAGCGGACGAAGACGCAGACGAAACGACAACGCCAGCAAAGGAAGCAACCAAGCCCGACGACCAGCUGCCCCAGCCAUCGGAAGACGAGUCGAAUACCCCUGAACCAGAUACAAGCGAAGCCGAAGGGCUGCGGCUCCAGAAACGAGAGCCCAAUAGGGUGUAUGAGGAAAACAUGCAUGCUGAAAGUUGUUGCGUGAUACCGGACGAGGAUUGCUUUGACCAUCUGAAUUCCGAAGAGACAGGUGAAGAUGGAGAUGAAGAGCUGCGGCGCCAGAAGCGAGAGUUCCAUGAGGAGAUAUAUACGUUGAUAGAACGAGGAUGUGGAAUAACACUGACGCCCUCGGGUCGCGAACUUAUGGCUAAACUUUCAUCAGAGGAGGAGCUGAAUGCCAGUGCAGACAUUGGAAUUAAUCCUAUCGUGUUUUCCAUACUUUGA